This is a messenger RNA of Spinacia oleracea (spinach), 1126 nucleotides long. RefSeq lists its product as uncharacterized. The record is from RefSeq and is a predicted model, not a curated record. Lineage: Eukaryota; Viridiplantae; Streptophyta; Magnoliopsida; Caryophyllales; Amaranthaceae. The coding region runs from base 243 to 911 and encodes 222 amino acids. The transcript is spliced from 3 exons.
UUUGGAAUAUCCUUCUCCUCUUCCCAUAAAAAUCCCCCCAAUUCGUCCAGGGGUUGCCGGCGUAGAUUGGUUGGCUCCUUGUGUUGAAAAAGCUUUGAUAAUGCAUAAAAGCAAGCCAUUACAGGCCGAUUUGGAGGGGUUUGAGAAGCUCAAAGCUCUAUUAGAAGAGAGUGACCAGUGUACUGUUUGGAAUUGGCUGUUUUAGGUUUUUGGUACACAAAGGUGUGGAACAAACCAUUGAAAUGCCCUCUGUGGCACAAGUUCAAGCAGGAAUCACCAGAAUUACUAUCAUGAAUGAAAUGGAGGCUGAAGUCAAGGAAGAGAAUGUAAGGGAGGACAGCGGAACUCACACCGUGUCCGUGUCUACGGCUUAUAUAACCUCAGUAAAUCAGAGGGGUAGAAGUGAUAAAUUGGAAGUAAAAUUCGAAGGAUUCGAUAUAAGGUCUGAUUUACUCCCAAUUUUGCAAAACAUAUGGUCAAUACAUGGAAACAUAGUGGAGAAUAGCAUCAUCCGCAAUGGUGACUUGAUUGCCAAGGCAUUAGAGUCAUUAGCAAAUGUGAUACUUAUUCUGAAGGGUAACUCUGUCAGAUCAUUGAAUGAUUGCCAAAUCGAUUAUUUGAGCGCUACAUUGUCUGACCUGAGUUGUAUUCGUUUCAAAGUAGACUGGCUUGUUCCUUGUGUUGAAAAGACUAUAGAACUGCACAAGAGUAAGCCAUUGUUGUAUUCUCUGAACAAGCUUGGCCAAACCAGAUCACAAGCUGCAGAAAGAAGAUUGAAGCUUCUUGGAGAGUUGGACGAACUUGAUAAAUUGGAGAAAACUUUGCAAGAAGAUAUGGAAAAUGUUUCAAGGAAGCUUCCUUUUAAUGGAGAUGUAGAUUUGGACCAAAUUCUUGGAGGGGGAUUGCCAUGAAUUCUUGGUUACUAGUUUGUACUUCUAUGUAUCAAUGUAUGAUGUAUCUGAUAUGGCAUUGUUCCAUUGCUUUAUUUAUUUAUAUGUGCAGAGGAUUGGAAGGCCUAGGUGUUUUACUUUCUGUUCCAAUCCCUUAUUUUGGUUGUAUAUUGUAUUUCUUAUUUUAUUUAAUGGUCUUGAGAUCAUGUUGCCACUUGCCACUUGCCAAUGCACAA